AAAUCUCAAAGAACCCUAUUUAGUAUUUCCCCCUCCCUUGGCAAUCCUUCUCCUUCUUCCUCCUGUACAAAAUCUCGCUCUUUCGGUUUCACUCACGACGCUCCGCCAUAACCAACCAAUCAUCAAAACCCCAAUAUACUGCUGCUCGGAAGUUGAAGUUGAAGGCACCGCCGAAAUCACCCAGUUCGAUAAGCGGAAAAAGCAAGUGAGAAGUGGACCUAUGGAUUCAUCCUCAGCUGAGGCACCAAUAAUGCAGGAAGUUAUGUUGGAGUUUCGUGCUGGUAAAAUGUUAUUGGAUGGAAAGAGGGUUGUACCAGAUUCACGUAAAGGACUCAUUCGUAUAGCAAGGGGUGAGGAGGGACUGGUACAUUUUCAAUGGCUAGAUCGGGCCCAAAAUGCAGUUGAAGAUGACCAAAUUAUUUUUCCUGAUGAGGCAGUUUUUGAGAAGGUUGACCAAGCAUCAGGAAGGGUUUAUAUAUUAAAGUUCAACACCGAUGACCGGAAGUCCUUUUUCUGGAUGCAGGAGCCUAGAGCUGAAGGUGAUUCACAAUUAUGUAGCUCCGUCAACUAUUAUAUCAAUCGGCCAUUGGAGUUCCCUGAAGAAGUAGAGCCUGAUUCUUCUGGUCAUUUGCAAGCAUCUGAAGACAUGGUUGAAGAUGAUACUUCAUCAAGAGCUGGAAACUUAACCAUUCCAAACUUAGGUGGAGAAGCAAUUAGUGAAGUGACCUCUUCAUCUGGACCAGUCAAAUUGGAAGACUUGCAAAGAAUUUUGAGCAACAUCACUCCCGCAGAAAUUGCUGGUGAUCCAGAUGAAGGAUUGGGAUUAGCAGAGCUUUUGAAACCAGAUUUGAUAAUGCCAUUAAUUGAUUCAUUGCCCCUGGAGGAAAGAUUAGCAUCAUAUUUACCUGAGGGUCAAUGGACUCCAGAGGAUGUAUUGGAGCUUCUGCAGAGUGCUCCCUUCCGUCAACAAGUGGAUUCAUUUACUUAUGUACUUCGAACAGGACAGAUAGAUUUGUCUCAGUUUGGUAUAGACCCAAGUAAAUACAAGUUUACCGUUUUAUCUUUCCUUGAGGCACUUGAAGAUUCAGUCUCGAAAGAGGAGUCUCGACAAGAUGACAAGGAUUUAAGACAACAGUCAUGUAAUAGCAAUGACCCCAUGGACGAGGGCCAGUAACAGAGGACAUUUUAUCCAUUCCUUCUUCAUUGUUCGAGAGCAAGCGUUCUUAUGCUGAAACUACCAGGGGAAAAGAGACAUGAGUAGGAAACAGUAUUACCUGUGGUACAUUUUCCUUUGGUGCAAAAAAAUUCAGUUUCUGUUGGAGAAUCAAUCAUUAAAUUGUUGCUUCUAAACCUUAUUUUCUCCGAAUUACUGUGUUUAUUUAUACAUCAUUCCGAGCAAAAAGAUUUUUUGGAAGACUAUCUUAUUUCUUAUGACUCCAGCACAAUAUUCUUUUAGGAAAAAGGCAACACCUUAACCCCCUUCUUUGGAGAUUAUUUUAUCGAAAAUAUAGUGAUAAUGUUACC
Molecule: messenger RNA, 1524 nt
Organism: Rubroshorea leprosula
Lineage: Eukaryota; Viridiplantae; Streptophyta; Magnoliopsida; Malvales; Dipterocarpaceae
Source: the annotation of a GenBank genome assembly